UUCCAUCGUCCCACUGCAGCGAGCAGAGCCAACACUGGGCAACCCUCUAAAAUGUUUAUUUGGACCAGUGGCCGGAGCUCUACAUCUUACAGACAUGAUGAAAAAAGAAAUAUUUACCAAAAAAUCAAGGAUCACGAUCUACUGGACAAAAGGAAAACAGUCACAGCCCUAAAAGCUGGAGAAGACCGGGCCAUACUCCUUGGGCUGGCCAUGAUGGUGUGCUCUAUCAUGAUGUACUUCCUCCUGGGAAUCACACUGCUGCGGUCCUACAUGCAAAGUGUCUGGACAGAAGAGACUCAGUGCUCGCUUCUCAAUGCAUCCAUCACAGAAACCUUCAACUGUUCAUUUAACUGUGGUCCAGACUGCUGGAAAAUCUCUCAGUAUCCCUGCCUCCAGGUGUACGUUAAUGUCACCUCUUCUGGCCAGAAGCUUCUACUCUACCACACUGAGGAAACAAUGAAAAUUAAUUCUGAGUGUUCGUACAUCCCCAAAUGCGGCAAGAAUUAUGAGGAAUCCAUGUCGCUGGUGAAUGUUGUGAUGGAAAACUUCAGAAAGUACCAACGCUUCUCCUGCUUCUACGACCCAGAAGGUGUUCAAAAGAACGUGAUAUUAACCAAACUGUACAGCUCCAAUGUGCUGUUCCACUCCCUCUUCUGGCCCACCUGCAUGAUGAUCGGCGGCGUCGCCAUCGUCGCGAUGGUUAAGCUGACUCAAUACCUUUCCCUCCUCUGUGAGAGAAUCCAAAGGAUCAGCAGAUAGAAAUGAAACUGUCUCUGAAAUUUAAUUACAGCGAAAAUACUGUUUUCUCAUUCUUCACCAAAGAACCUUAAGUUUGUAAUGUGCAAGUCUGUUAUAAGUUCCUUACUAUAUUCUUAUAAGUAGAGCAAUAAUGCAAAAGCUGUUCUAUAUGCAAACAUGAUGUUAUUAUUAUGCAGACCAC
Messenger RNA from Acanthisitta chloris (rifleman), 940 nucleotides. RefSeq names its product potassium large conductance calcium-activated channel, subfamily M, beta member 2 (gene KCNMB2). The transcript is spliced from 4 exons. The record is from RefSeq and is a predicted model, not a curated record. Bases 52 to 759 code for a protein of 235 amino acids. Gene Ontology annotation, cellular component: membrane; voltage-gated potassium channel complex. Gene Ontology annotation, molecular function: calcium-activated potassium channel activity; potassium channel regulator activity. Lineage: Eukaryota; Metazoa; Chordata; Aves; Passeriformes; Acanthisittidae. Gene Ontology annotation, biological process: potassium ion transport; detection of calcium ion.